Molecule: messenger RNA, 1294 nt
Organism: Heteronotia binoei (common prickly gecko)
Lineage: Eukaryota; Metazoa; Chordata; Lepidosauria; Squamata; Gekkonidae
Gene: CHMP2A
Product: charged multivesicular body protein 2A
Exons: 5
Coding region: 29-694 (221 amino acids)
Biological process (GO): protein transport; endosome transport via multivesicular body sorting pathway; late endosome to vacuole transport
Cellular component (GO): ESCRT III complex; multivesicular body
Source: RefSeq, a predicted model, not a curated record
GUUGUAGGCCAACCUAUAUUCUGCCACCAUGGAUCUGCUAUUUGGACGCCGGAAGACCCCGGAAGAGAUGCUCCGACAAAAUCAGAGGGCGCUGAACCGUGCCAUGCGAGAGUUGGACCGCGAGCGCCAGAAGCUGGAAACCCAGGAAAAAAAGAUCAUUGCCGACAUCAAGAAGAUGGCAAAGCAGGGACAGAUGGAUGCAGUAAAGAUCAUGGCUAAAGAUCUGGUGCGAACGAGGCGUUAUGUCAAGAAGUUCAUCAUGAUGAGGGCCAACAUCCAGGCAGUGUCCCUCAAAAUACAGACCCUCAAGUCAAACAAUUCCAUGGCUCAAGCAAUGAAGGGCGUCACUAAAGCCAUGGCCACCAUGAACCGACAGCUGAAGCUUCCUCAAAUCCAGAAGAUCAUGAUGGAGUUUGAGAAGCAGUCGGAAAUCAUGGACAUGAAGGAGGAGAUGAUGAAUGAUGCCAUUGAUGAUGCCAUGGGGGAUGAGGAGGAUGAGGAAGAAAGCGAUGCUGUGGUCUCACAGGUGCUGGAUGAACUGGGCCUGACACUGACGGAUGAGCUGUCUAACCUGCCUUCAACUGGCGGUUCUUUGAGCGUGGCCGGUGGCAAGAAGGCCGAGGCCUCAGCAGCAGCUCUCGCCGAUGCGGACGCCGACUUGGAGGAGCGGUUAAAGAACCUGCGGCGGGACUAACAAGCACUACGCUGGGCUCCCCCCUUCCCUCCCUCCCAAAGCUGUGGUGUAGCUCUUAACCUCCCCCGCCCCUCCUCCCCAUGUCUCACCUGCUUCUGUGGCAGGUCCUGGAGCCCCCACUGGCUUCUGGGAUGGCUGUGUGCACCAUCGGGGGAGGCAAAGGUGCCAGCCCUCCGUAGUGCUUUGACGUCCCCUCAUCUUUUCUUUUCCAAAAGGACUUUUUUUUUAAUGCCACCUGGCGAGGUUGUGAGGCGAAGGGUUUCUUUCUCUCGGCUAAAUGUCUCCACUCCACGUGCCUGGGUGGUUUGGAGACUAAGACGCCCUCUUGCGAACCGAGGGCAUGAGUGACGGAACCCAUUGUAACCCCCCUUCCAGUUCCUUAUGGUGUUUUUUGGGUGGUGGAGAAGGGGAGCUUACAGGCAGCACCUUGGCUGAUACUGCCGGCCUCCGGGAAGGCGGCAAGAGAUUUUCCAGCACUUUUUUUGGGCUAAAGCUUUAUGUACACUACCCCCCCUCCCCAAACCUCCAGGGAGAUAGAUGGGCCUUGCUGCUGCACCUGUUGGUUUCUCUUGUAAUAAAGGUUGUAGAUUUGUACUGAAA